Molecule: messenger RNA, 1860 nt
Organism: Oryza sativa Japonica Group (Japanese rice)
Lineage: Eukaryota; Viridiplantae; Streptophyta; Magnoliopsida; Poales; Poaceae
Product: protein RGF1 INDUCIBLE TRANSCRIPTION FACTOR 1
Source: RefSeq, a predicted model, not a curated record
AAAUUUACUAGUAAAUAUUAUUACUGUCACUGACAAGUGGUUUAUUUAAGGAGGAUGAAAAAAAAAGGCAAAAAAAGGAAAGGAAAGAAAAAAGAAAUUACUUGGGCGUGUCGAGGGGGAUAGGAAAGAAGGAAGGAGUUGGACGACUCCUACAAAGACGACGACGACUCAUCCGCUUCUUCUUCUUGUUUCCACCGAGCCCAAGCCGCCUUCGCCUUCUCGUCUCGUCGAUAAAAGCCGCGAGUCCACCCACCCCUCCUCCUCCUCUUCUGUUUUUAUUCAUUCCUUUUGCUUCUUCUUCUGCCAUUCCAUCCAUCCACCGCCGCCUCCGCUCUCUCUUCUUCUUCUUCCUACCCUUUGCCUAGUUGCAUUCGGAGAGGAGAGGACUGAUUGAUUGAUUGAUCGAUCGAUGGCCAUCGACCACGAGUCGCCGUUCAAGGAGCUCCGCCUCAAGAACAGGAGGAUCAUGGGAGGAGGAGGGCCUGAGCCGGAGGAGGAGGAGGCGGUGGCGCACGGAGAGCAGUGGCCGCGGUGGCUGAGCCCGCUGCUCUCGGCCAGCUUCUUCUCGCAGUGCAAGGUGCACGCCGACUCGCACCGGAGCGGCGAGUGCAACAUGUUCUGCCUCGACUGCGCCGCCGACGCCGACGCCGCCGCCGCCGCGCUCUGCUCCCUCUGCCUCGCCCACAACCACCGCGACCACCACACCAUCCAGAUCCGGCGGUCGUCGUACCACGACGUGAUCAGGGUGUCGGACAUCCAGAGGUUCAUGGACAUCGGCGGGGUGCAGACGUACGUCAUCAACAGCGCCCGCGUGGUGUUCCUCAACGAGCGCCCCCAGCACAAGGCCGGCAAGGGCGCCGUCGCCAACAUCUGCGAGGUCUGCAGCCGCAGCCUCCUCGACAACUUCCGCUUCUGCUCCCUCGGCUGCAAGGUCGUCGGCUGCUCCCCCCACGCCGCCACCGCCGCCGCCACCGCCACCGCCACCGCCGCCAGGAGGAAGAGACUACGCCACGCCCACGCCAUGGCCUCCACCUCCGACUCCGACAACUCCACCUCCCCUGCCAAGAGGAGCUUCACGCCGUCCACCCCGCCGCCGCCGCCCACCCUGCCGCCCAAGCGCCGCAAGGGCAUUCCACACCGCGCGCCAUUCGGCAGCCUCAUCGUCGAGUACUAGCCAUUGCCAACCAACAGCAACUUCACCUGCAGGAAUCCAGCGCGUGCGCAAUUGGGAAUCGCAUUGCAAAGCGGCCGCCACCUCGUCGGCCUUUGCCCAUUGCCAUUACCAUUGUUGCCUUUUGGUGGUGCUUCUCGAGGUGGAUGCCAUUAGCUUUGCACAAAGGAAAGGAGGAAGAUGAAGAAAAGGAAGGGUACAAAAGCACUAGCUUUUCCAUUGCUAAUUGCUCCAUUACCAUUACUAGGAACACAUUAAAAAUACAGACAGGAUAUGUAUACAUCUUUAAUUAGUGACCACCCCCUCCCUCUCUCUCUUGUGUUCAACCUUCUAUAUAGUCUUUUUUUUUUCAUUUUGAGAUGUUUCAAAUUUUAGAUGUCUUUGAGCAGACUUGUAGCUAAUACUCCUAGUGGAUUAGCAGUGAUGAUAAUAAGUAGCUGGUGGUGCUUAAGUUUUGUGAUGGCUGCUACUAACUGGUGGUACCAGGAUUAGUGCUACUUUGUUCAGUUCAUCUGUAAAUAUGGAUGCUAGAAGAGGGCAUGAAUGAUCCUUGCUUAUUACUCCAGUAACUUCCUUUUUUUCUUAAUUAUAAUGUGGUCUUGUGGAUCAGAAAUGGAUUUUGAUGUGUGUUUUUUUCUCAGUGUGUUGACCCUUAGCUGCGAGGCAAUUGCAGAGGAUAGUUUUUUGCA